Molecule: messenger RNA, 621 nt
Organism: Bombus pyrosoma
Lineage: Eukaryota; Metazoa; Arthropoda; Insecta; Hymenoptera; Apidae
Exons: 2
Coding region: 7-321 (104 amino acids)
Source: RefSeq, a predicted model, not a curated record
GUGGGAAUGGGGAAGGAGAAAGAAAUUAAUAUUAAAAAUGCCUGUUAUAGAUACUUGUAUCAGAGAGAAAUUUCCUCUCUGGUGAAGAUAAGGCUUUUAACUGCUUUUAGUAACCAGACGACGUUGGUUAAUUUAGACGCAGAGAGGCGCUUCAAUCAAGAACUUAGUAUUCCUCGUGUAACACCAUCGUGUAAAAAUGGGGCGUACCCGGUUAUCUCUGUCUCUUUCUUUCUCUCCUUAACGCGAUCGUGUACUCGACUCACUAGACCGCAUAGUAAGGGAAUGCAUAGAAUCAAACAGGGCAAACUCCUAACUUCAUAGGUCCUUGCAUAUGCUAGCGUAGAACACCUUCAGUGUUUGGCCGCGUGGUGCAGCACGUAUCGUGGAACAACUAGAACAAUGGGCAUGAGUUUCCUCUCAUUUCCUCUCUGAUAUGAUCAUUAUUCAGUACUCAUUUCCACGAUGGUAUAUGACUGUGCUCAUCUCUGAUAUCACUGCAGCCAAUGUUGUAAACAUAAAACUGGGCGUAACUCUAUAAAUCAUUUAGUACAUUUUGUAUUAAAGAUUUUAUUUAUUCAUAAAAAUAAUGUCAUUUUAUUUUCUAUCUUUGAAAUAAUAAUU